Messenger RNA from Penicillium soppii, 1695 nucleotides. Its product is annotated as GTP-binding protein Obg. Lineage: Eukaryota; Fungi; Ascomycota; Eurotiomycetes; Eurotiales; Aspergillaceae. Gene Ontology annotation, molecular function: GTPase activity; GTP binding. Gene Ontology annotation, cellular component: mitochondrion. The record is from RefSeq and is a predicted model, not a curated record. Bases 1 to 1695 code for a protein of 564 amino acids. The transcript has a single exon.
AUGGAACGUUCCUACAAACUUCACAAAAACCGUGUGUCGCACGAUCUCGAUUUCAAAGCACCACCGCAGAUGCCAAUCCUCUGUCAUCCAGCGAAAUUGCUGUACCCGACCAGUCAGCACCGGACUUGUCGCAUCUUGACCCCCCCUCCGGAGGACUACUCAAGAUUCAUUUUCCAAGAUAAAUGCCGGGUGAAAAUGCAUGCUGGAUCUGGUGGUCAUGGCUGUGUCGCAUAUUUGCGUGAGAAAUAUGUCGAAGAGGGACCCCCGAACGGCGGCGAUGGCGGUAGCGGAGGAGGCAUCUACAUCCAGACCGUGGAGGGCUUGACUAGUCUUCAUAAGCUGGCCCGCAGAGGCAUUGUGAGAGCAAGCCGUGGCCGAAAUGGACAGGGCAAAAGCAAGGGUGGAAAACGAGGCGAUGAUGUACUGAUUCAGGUUCCCGUCGGCACUGUGGUUCGAGAGGUGAGCCGUUAUGACCCAGUUGAGGAAGAGUGGGCUCGAAUCAAGGAGGCGAAGGAGACAUCCCAGAACGCCAAAGAAGAGAAGGAGGUUUGGGGGGAUCCCGAUGAUCCCGAUGAUCCCGAAGCCGACAACGGAGGACUCGAAUUGUCAGAAGAUCCAGAAUACAACCCCAUUCGGCACGAUCGCUGGGUACUACACCCAUCCUCAAAACCGUCUGAUUUCUUCAUGGUACAGUUUCCGAAGUCAUAUCCGCGGCGACAAGCUAUAGCAGCUAUGGAGCCCAAGUCGCCGAUUUGGCUGGAUCUCUCAAAACCCAUGGAUAAACCUAUGCUUCUGGCUGCUGGUGGUGCCGGCGGGCUGGGAAACCCUCACUUCUCAACACGAUCUAUGGGAAGACCGAAAUUCGCAUCCAAAGGCGAAGGCGGUAUGAUGCUAGAGCUCGAUUUUGAGCUCAAGCUUCUAGCGGAUGUCGGGCUGGUUGGUAAACCGAAUGCGGGCAAGAGUACGCUUCUCCGCUCGUUGACCAACAGUCGGACCCGCAUCGGUAACUGGGAAUUUACCACACUCUCUCCUCACAUUGGCACUGUCAUUACCGAUGACAUGAAGGGCCGUCCUCUGGUAGAGUCGAAGGCUCGCCGUACCCAUUUUACUAUCGCAGAUAUUCCCGGUCUUGUUGAAAACGCUCAUCUUGACCGAGGACUUGGCCUCGGCUUCCUGCGUCACAUCGACCGGGCUGGAAUCUUGGCCUUUGUUGUUGAUCUCAGUCUUGGUGAUCCCGUGGAGGAAUUGCAGAAGCUGUGGCAUGAGCUUGGAGAGUAUGAGCGAGUGCGCGACGAAGAACCUGACUCUGGACCACCAGGGGAAGAUGAAAUCAUCGAAUGGAAUCCAUUUAAGGAAGAAAACGAGGAGGAUCAUCGUCCGUGGAAGAGAGACAGUGAUGAGCCUGCUAGGCUUUCAUCGAAUGUCGGUCCCGAUGGAGCUCUGCCCCCUCUGGCGAUGACACCUCUACAUAUGAAGCCUUGGUUCGUUGUGGCUACCAAAGCAGAUCUGGAAAAUACACAAGAUCAAUUCCGUGCUCUGCAGGAGUAUUUGUCUGGCGUCCAGAAUGGCUCAUUUGAACACCCAUCUGGCCAUGCCAAGGCAUGGAAGGAGAAGGUGUGUGCUGUCCCGGUCAGUGCUAAGAAAGGUGAAGGUGUCUCUCGCAUUCCUAAGUUGGUGAUGGAACUUCUGGAAUGA